AUGAAAAUACACGAUAAUAAGGUUAUAUUAGUUGUGUUUUUAGAUUUACAAAGAGCGUUUGAAACUGUUAAUAGAAACAUCUUACUAGAAAAACUGAAAAAAUAUGGAAUACGAAACAUGGAACUUAAAUGGUUUGAGUCAUAUUUGAGCAACAGAACUCAAAAAACAAAAGUUAAUAAUUCAACUUCUGAUUCUUUGGGUGCUUCUAUUGGUGUACCACAAGGCAGUGUUCUUGGCGUUCUCUUGUUUUUGAUAUAUGUUAAUGAUAUGGCAAAGGUAGUUCAGCGAUCUAAACUGGUAUUAUUUGCAGAUGAUGCUUUGUUAUAUGUGUGUUGUGAUGCUGUUGAGGAGUGUGUUAAUAUUGUUAACGACGAUUUAAAUAAUCUAUGUUGCUGGUCCAAAAUGAAUAAACUUAAAUUAAAUAUCAAUAAAACUAAGUUUAUGCUGUUCAACAGUAAUUAUAAUGUCGACAUUUUGAUUGAUAGCAGUAAAAUUGAAAUAGCAAUUGGACGAUCUUUACCUAUUUCGCCUUGUGAUAGGACAGCUCCUAUAGCCUGGUUCGAUACAUCUGUAGUGAGUAUGAAUGGUUUUUCAAAAUCUGGAAAUGCUAGUAUUUCCGAUGAAGAUUUUAACCUUCUUUGA
This is a messenger RNA of Condylostylus longicornis, 642 nucleotides long. RefSeq lists its product as uncharacterized. The record is from RefSeq and is a predicted model, not a curated record. The transcript has 2 exons. Lineage: Eukaryota; Metazoa; Arthropoda; Insecta; Diptera; Dolichopodidae. The coding region runs from base 1 to 642 and encodes 213 amino acids.